Molecule: messenger RNA, 5136 nt
Organism: Ictidomys tridecemlineatus (thirteen-lined ground squirrel)
Lineage: Eukaryota; Metazoa; Chordata; Mammalia; Rodentia; Sciuridae
Source: RefSeq, a predicted model, not a curated record
GGAAAGAAUUUGAUCAUAAAAGCAAAACUGUUUCUGUUUGAAAGGACCUUGUUUUAGCUAUCUUUAUUAUUGAGUUUUGUUAUCCCUUUUUAAAUUUUCUAGACGUUUCCACUACCUCUACUAUAUUUUGGGAACCAAAUCACGGGACUGUUCAGCACAAAGAAACUGAACUUACCAAUGUUUACAGUUUUAAGAAGGUUCUCCAUCCUGUUUACAAUGUUUGCUGAAGGAGUUUUACUCAAGAAGACUUUUUCUUGGGGUAUUCAGAUGACCGUAUUUGCAAUGAUUAUUGGAGCCUUUGUAGCUGCCAGCUCUGACUUGGCAUUUGAUCUGGAAGGAUAUGUUUUUAUUCUGAUAAACGAUGUACUGACAGCAGCAAAUGGUGCAUACGUAAAACAAAAAUUAGAUUCAAAAGAGCUGGGGAAAUAUGGUCUCCUCUAUUACAACGCACUGUUCAUGAUUCUGCCCACCCUCGCCAUUGCAUAUUUCACAGGAGAUGCACAAAAGGCAAUGGAGUUUGAAGGUUGGGCCGACACCCUCUUUCUUCUACAGUUCACCCUCUCCUGUGUGAUGGGGUUCAUCUUGAUGUAUGCCACAGUGCUCUGCACUCAGUAUAAUUCUGCUCUUACAACUACAAUAGUUGGCUGUAUUAAGAAUAUAUUAAUAACUUACAUUGGAAUGGUCUUUGGUGGAGAUUAUAUUUUCACAUGGACAAAUUUCAUUGGCUUAAAUAUCAGUAUUGCUGGGAGCCUGGUGUACUCGUACAUCACUUUCACUGAGGAGCAGCUGAGCAAACAGUCAGAGGCCAGUAACAAGCUGGACAUGAAGGGGAAAGGAGCAGUGUGACCAGAGGACUGCUCCAACUGCAUGUGCCCAAGUUUCUAAUCAACUCAGAACUCUGGCAGAUGCCAAGAUGAUUACGAGAAAAUGCCAUUCCUUUUGCACUUGUACAAUCCAAGGAUUGAUUGCUGCCUUUUGAAAUUUUAUGAGAGAAACUUAUAAUUGACUCAAUUUUAAAUAUAUUGUUUGAAUUAAUUUAUAUCAAACUGGAAAAUGUACUGGGCUUUUUAAUUUAUUUUUCUUCUGUUCUGACAGUGAAACAGCAGUGUUUUGAAAAUAUUUUAUUCCAUAGUUUGAUAUCCAGGGGUCCCUGAGAGCUGCAUAUAUAAUGUGCUCCUACUGGAGCCUUAUCAUUCAAAUCAUUGCUGUGUCUGGAGUAGUUUGAUCUUUCUUUUGCCAGAAAUGCAGCCGAUCUGAAAUUUCUUUGAAUUUUAUUUCUUAUUGAUUGCAUUGUCUUCAUAAAUAUUAUAUUUGCCAAAGAUAGCAACUUUGGUACUAAAAAAAAAUACAUGUUUUUUUGGAAUGUAUUGUUUUCCAUGUUCACUUUCUUGAGAACUGAUGGGAUGAGCAGAGUGAUUCCUUUAAAAUGUUGUUCCCUCUCUGUUAUGUAGAAUGGGAUAAUGAAGGGAUGGAGGAAGUAGGCAUUGUACUCUUUACUCAUCUAUUUGACUCAUUCAUUCAUCCAACUACAAUGUACUGAGUGUAUGUGUCAGGCAUUGGGCUAAGUGCUGGACACCAUUUGGGGAAGUAAUUGGAAGAUCUCCUUCCUGCCUUAGUGACUAAAGGGUAAGAUGGAGAAUUUAGUUCUUAGAUCAUUCAGAAGAUUUUGGGAUUAUGAGUAAGUUGUUUCACCUCUCAGAAACUGCAGAUGUGUAAAUGGGGUUAAAAUACCUGCCCUACCUAUCCCACACAGUGUGAGUCCAAAUGCUGCAAUGUGACAUUGAGGUGAAAAGCUGCAUUGUGUAAACCAGCUCAGCUCAGGACUGACCCCUUGUCUACAAGGAUGGCAGACAGGCAAGGUGAUCACCACCUCUUUCCCUAUGCCUGCCGCCUCUGAGUUUGGUUUCUCUUUUUACUUCUCAGAUCAGUAUGAUGAGGUCCCACAUUUGUCAAUGACUGGUUUGAGAGGAAAAGCUGGUUGGGAUUUUUGUAUUGUCAGGGCUGGACCUUUCUUUGGCAGUGUCAGCGUUCCUUCCUUUUUAAAUGGCAUGAACGUACCUCUCCUUGGGUCUACCCACCUAGAUGCUCUGUCUGCUGCAUCCUGGGACAGGACCUGUGAAGGAACAUUGCCUGAAUUGCCUCAUGGGGAAGUGUUAAACACAGUUCCAUGGCUUGGCUCAGAGACAUCCAUUGACUGGAGAGGAGUGUGUUUGUCAGGCUGGUAGUACAGUCUGUACCAGAAGCUGGUACCUUUGCCCUACUGUACACACUAGUUUCUGUUUGAGUUUGGAAACUACUGGGCUCUGUUGACCUAAAACUAUUAAUAUUUUGGUGUCUCAACAGGAGACUAGGAAAAUUUUGAUUUUUUUCUUUCUAUUUGUAAAAUUAUAUUGAACCCCACCAUAGGCUCACUUUUUUCCAGGAUCAUCUGAACUAAAAAAAUUCUAGUGCAAGAAUAUUGUGUCUUAUUUAUCUCUAUUUUACUUAUAGACAAACAGGAAUCAGAGAAAAUAGAUGACUUGUUUAUAAAUCAAACUCCACAUUUUUUUCCAUUAAACCAUGCUCCAUUUGAUUUAACAGCCUUUCCGUAAGGAAACAGGGAUGCCAACUGAGUUAGCUUGAAUUCUUUCAAAGAGGCAAGUGCUUGACUGAAUUUGGUGUCAGAAAGAAAUGGACUUUGCAAAUUAGGGAGAAGGACAGGGUACCCUCUAUCAUGGAGCCUUUAUUCAACCUCCAGGCUGAUCUCAGUUGAUAUGUAGUUUAGGCUAUGAAUGUUGCCUAUAACUGCCUGGUUUUGCUUCGAUGCAAUAGCUUAGCUAGAGAUAAUUUGAAUAAUUCUGUUCCUUCUGUCAGCCACGUGAAGGAGGUAACUUUGUUAUUAGAAAGCCCUUUGGAUAUGUCAAGACUAGAACUCCUCCAGGGAUUGAACUGCUUCUUGAGGAUCAGGUUCCCUUAGAAGUCUGUCUCUUUUCCAGGUUAAUUUGAGAAAAUCAUGUAUAAGUAGAGCUCAUGGAAUGUACUACCUCAGAGCCCCUGUCUGUGUUGAACCUUCUGACUGACAGGAGCAGGUACAGCAUCUUACAGCUUCUGCUCUGUCUGUGUUCUGAUUUUGAGAGACCUCCUUCAGCUAUUGCCACCAUUUCAAGAUAAGAUAGAGUGGCAUGGGUAAGUUUGAGAUUGAAUAGAGUGGCUGGCCACUUUUUGGAGCUUGUGGUUUUCUGGUAUAAUACAGUGUAGACAUUUGCUCAAUAAUCUGGUGUCUCUCAGAAUGUCUGGAUUUUGUUCCAAGGUUGAUGAGCAAAAAUGCUUUGACCUAUUAACUCCCUUCUGAAAGGAUAAGAGGCAGUAUAGAGUUAAAUCCUUAGUUUGCCCACUAAGACAGAUGAACUAUGUUGAGAAUUCUGAAAGGAGCUAAUGGCUCCUCUCCUUGAGUUAAUGAAGGUGAAGUCCUCUGGCCAAUCUGCUUGUAGUAAAUGUGACAUAGAUUAGAAUAAUCCUGGUUGCCUAGACUGCACAUUGCUACCAUGUCACUUAAUUUUAAUUGCUGCAUGUGGCUGUCAACUAUGAGUUAGUCGUUUGUAACAUCCAUCUUGCAUUUAGAUGAAAAAAAAAUGCAUUGGCAAAUUUUCUGUAAUCCUAUCAUAUCAGAAAUCCAUGGGAGAUUUCAAUUGAUAAAGCUGAGGUAGGUUCUUCACCCAAAUAAUGGAAUUUCACAUUUGAUUGGCUUGGAAGAGUACCUAAGGCUUUGGGGCUGCCUUUGCUUUUUUUUUAAUCAUGGGCUUGUUCAGUGGGUGAAUAUUUGAUUAAAAGCUGUUGUAUAUCAAGCAUUUUGCUAAGCAUCGGGGAAUGGAUGAAUAGGACAUGGGUCUCGCUGUCAAGGAGUAUACAAUUCUUUAGCUGAAGGUGGUGGCCUGGACCCAAAUUGAGAGGGGAAACAGAUAAAAGGAGUCAAUGAUUUGUGAACUAGAGCUGCAUGCACAGUUACCAGGUCACUGUACUAUGGUGCCCUUCCCAUAGAGGAAAGCAACUUUUUAAUCUGAGAGGUCUUUUGUAACUCAAAUCAGUCUUCUAAGUUUGAGAUAAGACAACUUUGAGAAUUCUGUGCAUAGCCUGGGUUCUUCUUCCUCAGCUGCUAAUGUUCUUGCUUCCCCAUAAUUAUGUAGUACUGUUUCCUGCUAACGAAAAAGGCUGUAAUUGAUUUUUCCCUCCCUGAGGAAAAAUGUUUAUAAUAAAUGAGAUAAUAAAUAUGAAAUAACUUAAUGCAGUGUCUAGUACCUAUUAGGCACAUAGAAAAUGUGGCUACUGUCCCUAUUUCAUGAUGGGAUUAUAGGCAAAACAAGGUUCUUAAUUUGUGCUCCUUAAAUGAAAGAGGCCUAGACAAUGUAUUUCCUGACCUUGGAAUGUUUAGUUACCUAUUUCUGUUCACUGUCUUUUCUUUUUUAAAUAGCUGCUUGAUAUAAUUGUAACCAUUGUGUGAUGCAGGUGAUUCUGUUUAAAAAAAAAAAAAAAGUUACUUUCAUAGUAUGAUGGUAAAUUUCAAAAAAGGAAAGCUAUUUUCUAUAUCAGAGGAAGAUCAUUACAUUUCAUAAUGGUAAUUCAGUUAAAACUUCCUCAGUUUGUCACUUAACUCUACGGCCAGACGGUCUUCCUUCCCUUCUCAGAAUGAAUGCCCUUGACUGUGUGCUGCCUCUGCUCCCAGGCAUGAGCUGUUGGCAUAUGUGCAUCCCUGGCGCUCGUACCUCUGUUUUCUAAACCCGUCUUCCAGUUUUUAGUGUCAGGAUGCUUUGGUGUUUGUUUUGAUGUCAUUGUUUGUAUGUUUUGUUUUUUAGCUUUGUUUAUAAUUAAAAAUACUUUUUAAAAAGAAAUCUACUGGCUAGAUUUAUUGUUUCAGAAAACUGUUUUUAGAAAUUAUUUUGUUCACAAAUAUUUUCUUUCUCAUGCUGAUGAUCAACUAAUUUUUGUCUAAAAAUGUUAGCCUUUCAUAAUAUUUUUUCAAUAUAGAUUCUAUUGACCGAUUUAUUUAGUGUUUUUAAAAGGUUCUGAGGAUUGAGUUAUGUAAAUCAGGUGACGUAAACAUGAAAAUUAUGUACCUAAAUAUUUUUGUAAUGGUGUCAAAUAAAUACUUUUUCCUGAAAA